Xenopus laevis (African clawed frog) is the source of this 1616-nucleotide messenger RNA. RefSeq names its product leucine rich repeat containing 59 S homeolog (gene lrrc59.S). Gene Ontology annotation, cellular component: endoplasmic reticulum membrane; nuclear envelope. The record is from RefSeq and is marked provisional. Lineage: Eukaryota; Metazoa; Chordata; Amphibia; Anura; Pipidae.
GGAGUGCGGAAAGACACGCAGGCACAGGCAGAACAGUGAAACAGCCGGGAAGGAGCAAAAUGGCGCGAGCUAAUGGGAGAUCCCAAAACCUGAGGGACAAAUUGGACGGGAAUGAACUGGACCUGAGCCUGAGCGAUUUGAGCGAAGUGCCUGUUCGGGAUCUGGUGGCCAUUCCCAAGGCGACAGCUCUGGACCUUUCCUGUAACAAGCUGACUACCUUACCGGAUGAUUUCUGCAAUCUAAGUCACAUUGUGAGACUGGAUCUCAGCAAGAAUCAGAUAGUACAGCUUCCUUCAGAAUUUGGUAGACUGAUGAACCUGCAACAUCUUGACCUGCUACAGAACCACCUAAUGUCGCUGCCUGUCUCCUUUGCACAGUUGAAGAGUCUGAAGUGGCUAGAUCUGAAGGACAAUCCACUGAAACCAGAUUUGGCUAAGGUAGCUGGUGACUGCCUAGAUGAAAAGCAGUGCAAAGAGUGUGCCCAAAGGGUUCUACAGUAUAUGAAAAGUGUCCAGUCCGAUCAUGAGAUAGAGCUACAGCGCAAGCUUCAGUUAGAUAAAGAACGGAAGAAGAAACUUGAGGCAAAGCAAAGGGUUAAAGAGGAGCAGGAGAGGGAGAUGAGAAAAAGGAAGAAGCAACAGCAGAAGGAGCGCAAAAGACGGGAUUACAACGCUAUGCAGGAAGCCGAGAGAGCGCUUAAUAGUAAUAAGAAAGCAGAGGAGGAACCUACUGAAAACCACAAACGAUUGGCCACACCCAAGGAAAAGAAGCUGGCCCAACGGCAAUCAAGGCUAAGGAAAAUCGCUUGCAUUCUUUUGUUUGGGCUCUUGGUGGUGCUUUUAGUUGUGGUGGCCUGUCGUUUCACAGACCUGAAGGCCAUCAACAUGUGCACAAGUGUUAAUGCCAUCUAUAAGGAGACCCUGAGUGCUCUUCACAGUAACCCUGUGCUAGAAAGGUUUCUGCAGGAUCCAUCCUCACAGUAGCGUGGCCCUUCCCUUUUUAAUUCAGUUGUGUAUUAAGUAGGGGUGUUGGCAUUCCUGUUCUAUUUGUGAGCCAAGUUACCAUCUGGUUUACGGUCUCUCAUUUGUUGAGGCUUAUGGUGGGUGCAGCCCUGUUGUUCAUCAGUGUUCUUCCCAAACAUGUGUAUGAUUCCUGUUUUGUUUUAAUAAAAUGAGUGUGUAUGUGUCUAUAUGGGAAGGGGUGGCUCCCCACUUCUAGGUCUGACUGUUUUCCCUCUUCCCCUGUAUCUGUACAUGUUACACAUGUGCACACUAAUGGAGAGCAGGCAACGGUAAAAAGAAGUUGUAUUUCUUAAUCAUAAAAAAGCCCCAACUUCCUUUAAUGGAGGAGCUACCUCCAUAAUUUGGGCCUCAUACCACUGUGCUUCGGAGGGAUGGUUGGAGCUGGUCUCCAAAACAAAACCUAAUACUAUGAAUACAAAAUCAUUGCACAUAGGGCAGACACCCUAUUCCAAGGUACCAUGCUGCUUCAGGUUCUUCGAUCAUUCACAAUGGUAUCGAUGUUUUAACUGCCAUGUAUUAUACUGUGUAUUUGGUAAAUCAGCACCAGCCUUCCCAUCUGUCACAGUUGAGAAUAAAUACUGAUUUGGUUACUGA